Sporothrix schenckii 1099-18 is the source of this 318-nucleotide messenger RNA. RefSeq lists its product as uncharacterized. The transcript has 3 exons. The record is from RefSeq and is a predicted model, not a curated record. Bases 1 to 318 code for a protein of 105 amino acids. NCBI's taxonomy places the organism in Eukaryota, Fungi, Ascomycota, Sordariomycetes, Ophiostomatales, Ophiostomataceae.
AUGAAUCCUUUUCUCUCCAACAGCUUGUCUCCUUUCAUUAAUAUUGGGAAGAAGGCCCUGAUACUAAACCCCCCUGUGCUUUGCUCCCUUGCAUCUGACGUCCUGGGGCCUCUGGACCAUGAGUCGGGGGCUCCACACCGAAUAUUUGUGCAGGAUCUCUCCAAGCUAACGGGAGUUGUUGGCACUUUCAGGCGAUUGGCCGUUUUUACACAGCAGGGGUUCGCACACCUUACCGUUACGAAGGCAUACUGGGCAGAGCACGAGCUAAACUGGGUCAUGAAGCCGAAAAAGAUAACCCAGGUGCAACGUAAGGAUUAG